Molecule: messenger RNA, 926 nt
Organism: Brassica napus (rape)
Lineage: Eukaryota; Viridiplantae; Streptophyta; Magnoliopsida; Brassicales; Brassicaceae
Product: ras-related protein RABH1e
Exons: 6
Coding region: 93-713 (206 amino acids)
Molecular function (GO): GTP binding; GTPase activity
Source: RefSeq, a predicted model, not a curated record
UAGAAUUGGCGUCUAGAGAGCCCGAUCAAAUAAACGCGUCUAACAUCACAUCAAACCUCAGGGGCCUUGGAAUCGCGAAACUCAGAUCUGGAAUGGCGGCGGUGACACCAUUAGCAAAGUACAAGCUCGUAUUCCUCGGAGAUCAAUCCGUGGGAAAGACCAGCAUCAUCACUCGCUUCAUGUACGACAAAUUCGACACCACUUAUCAGGCAACAAUUGGGAUUGAUUUUUUGUCAAAGACAAUGUACAUGGAGGAUAGGACUCUUCGUCUCCAGCUAUGGGAUACUGCUGGACAGGAGAGGUUUCGAAGUCUGAUACCGAGUUAUAUCAGAGAUUCUUCUGUUGCUGUUAUUGUCUAUGAUGUUGCAAAUAGGCAGUCAUUCUUGAACACCUCCAAGUGGAUUGAGGAUGUUCGUACAGAGAGAGGUAGCGAUGUCAUCAUUGUUCUCGUGGGUAACAAGACAGAUCUCGUUGACAAGAGGCAAGUGUCGAUAGAGGAAGGGGAUAACAAAGCUCGUGACUUUGGAGUAAUAUUCAUUGAGACGAGUGCAAAGGCAGGAUUUAACAUCAAGCCACUCUUCCGCAAGAUUUCAGCAGCAUUACCAGGAAUGGACACACUUUCAACGAGACAAGGUGAUAUGGUUGAUGUCAACCUAAGGUCAUCGACCAAUGCGUCUCAAGGGGAGCAACAAGGAGGUGGCUGUUCGUGUUAAAUUCAAUUUUAAUAUACUUUUUAACAGCAACAGAGUAGACAGAUUUUUAAAAGAAAGGAUUCAUAACCUGAUGGGAUAAAUAAAUUCUGGUAUAAGAAAAGAGAUUUUUACUUGAGAAACUCUUACUAUUCUUUAAAUGUUUUUUCAAUAUCGAGCUGUGUAAUAAUGAUGCUUAAAAAAUUUGAGAAGAAUUGCUCUGUUUCGAUUGCUCAA